AUGGCCUCCGAAGGAAGCGAGGCUGGCCCACUGAGCAGAGUGUGGGAAAGCAAGUACAGCGAGCGGCGAAGCGAGAGACUGUACAAGGCCGAAGAUCCUCGAGUGUCCGCAGACCAAAGUUUAUUCCAUAGUGGGAAUUCUUUGCUGGACCUGCUUGAGAAUGGGGACAUUCCGAGUCUCACAAGAUCGUUCCUACGCUUCUCCAGGGACUGUCUGGAAGCGCCGUCGGAGCAUACCGAUGUGGCACUUAGGAGAUUUCUUGCUGCCGCAACAAGGCAGGAGCUACAAAGCAAUCAGCUGCCAGCCGCAAAUCUAGCGCCAAAGACAAUCAUGCUUGAUGACAGACGAGACCCCGAAGUGGGACGUUCCACCACUCGCAGGUGGGACGGACCUGGUGGCUACUUAGAAUAUCCGCCGGAAGGCGUUGAUGUUUGGCCGGAGCAGGCCAUUGCCCUUUCCCUCAGCGACUUUCUGUCUCGGUUGAAAGAAUCUGUACGUAUACCGCUGCUUCGAAUUGUGUCGUGGCUCAGUAUGACGCAGCGCUACGAAAAGAAGGCCGAACGGCGAAUAAUUUACAUCUCCGAUAUCACGGCUUCCUGCAUGGUAGCCAUCGCAGCUACCGCAGCAGAACGGUCGAUUGCUGACCUGAGAGAGUUCUUCUCGGGUCUACUUCUUUUCCGAACUGUCUUUCGCAUCUCGCUGGAUGCGACAUUCGCUCUAGAAUUUCACAUUCCCUUCCUGGCUCUUCGCGUUGGCAAUUCCGUUCUUGACAGAAGAGAACUUGGAGGAAAGCAAUUACGAAACUGUCGCGUACUUCCACUGCCUCGCGAACAGGAGAAAACAUCGUUCUACUACGAGUCCCAGGUAUCUUUCCUUGCAGUCGGGAUUGAUGAGUGGCUAUGGACAGCCUACUGCUGCGUGGACAACUUCUACGGAAAGGAAACUUACCGGAAAGAUUGCCUUGACUAUAAAUUGGACCCUGCUUCUGGUGGCUCUCUUUGGCUGAACGAGCCGGUAUGGAAUCCCCGGCAGUAUUUUCUCGCAAUCCUGUCUAGAAGAAUGAAGCAGGCUAUGUGGGAAUGGACAGCCCUGGUCAAUUGCUUCUUUGAUCGUCUCGAUUAUUAUGAGACGUCGUUCAGCAUAUUGGAUGACGAAAAAAUGACAAGGACGAGGGAGCUGUCGAUCGCAGUAUCAUGCCUCCGAGAGUUCCGGGACAAUCUCUCCAGCACUGUCAGAGCGUGGGACAACUUCGAAUCUAACUACAUCAACCUAUUCGAGGCGCCGAAGUUUCCCAAGUUGCAGGACUUGUGGCUUGCAUACGUUGUCCAGAUAAGAGUCUCGGUAUUCCGGUUGAAGGACCUUCAAGCACUCAUGUCGCAGAAGCUGGACAGGUUCAACAGCAUGCGGGACGGGCUCGUGAAUGCGUCGGCACUGAAAGAGAGUGCCGAGGCCACGCGCCAAGGAAGCAAUAUCGGCAUCUUGACGAGGAUGACAGUGCUGACACGCUGUACGUCCAUAGCUCUACCUUCCUUUGUCCCUGGCCACGUUUUUAGUGUCGCAAUGCUUCCGCAAUCGAACUGGCUAUGGUUCGGCUAUGGGGUUUUGUUGUGCUCAAGCAUUGUGGCCACAGUGUCUGCAGCGAGACGUCCUGCACUGCUUGACCUCAUAUUUGCGGCGGAGCAGAGCAAGAGCAAGAGCAAGAGUGAUCAUGCGGCUGGCUCAGGCACAGGCACCAGGAAGGCAAUGGGAGGUGAUGCUUCUUGA
Messenger RNA from Exophiala xenobiotica, 1764 nucleotides. RefSeq lists its product as uncharacterized. The record is from RefSeq and is a predicted model, not a curated record. The transcript has 7 exons. NCBI's taxonomy places the organism in Eukaryota, Fungi, Ascomycota, Eurotiomycetes, Chaetothyriales, Herpotrichiellaceae. The coding region runs from base 1 to 1764 and encodes 587 amino acids.